AUGAGGAAAGUGCCACCUGCUGAGGAGCCAAACCAAGAGCUGGAGGCAGAAGUUGGACUGCUUUCAGCAGGGCUGGUUUGCAGGGAUGGAGCAGGGCUGGGCUGAGUGGGUGCCAUUCGGUUCUCUUCUGAAAGGUCUGCUGAAGGGAGCUGGAAAGCCCUCGCUUGGGAGAGCAGCCAGGCAUGAGAGGGGGAGAGGCUUCAGGGGACAGGGUUGCUCUAAACCGGCACAAGCUGAGGGUUGGCAGGAAGGGAAAGGUUACAGACAGUGCAAGAACUGCUUAUGGUGGACCGAACUUGUGGUGGGACCAAACCAAGAUCUUUCACUGAUGCCAUUGUGGUAAGGAGAGUGAGAUUCCCAGUGUUUCCUAGCAAUGAAACAGAAAGGGUGGUGUGGGGGGAAGGAGCCACAAAUAGGUUGCAACGGACGCCGAGCCAGCACCAACGGCCGGGAGCGUGGGAGUCGCCGCAGGGCUCUGGCCUGGCUCCAGGUGUCAUGUGGGAGAUAAGGGGACCCUGACUUCCAGCAGUCCAGUGUCCCAGGAGGCCUCACCGUCAGGAGUAGGGGAAGAGGAUCUGCACCACGGGCUGAUCAGGACCGUGGCUGGAGCCGCCCCCCUGCCCCGCCAAGCUCACAUGUCCGCCUGCCCGUGCCCAGAAGAUGACCAGGCUGCUCUUGGGGGUGACCCUGGAAAGGAUUUGCAAGGCUGUGCUGCUGCUCUGCCUGCUCCACUUUGUCAUCAUCAUGAUCCUCUAUUUUGACGUCUACGCGCAGCACCUGGACUUCUUCAGCCGUUUCAACGCCAGGAAUGCCUCGCGCUCCCACCCCUUCUCCAACUCCUCCCGCCCCAACAGCACCGUUCCCAGCUACGGGCCAGCCAGUGCUGAGGCCCCAUCCCCCAGCACCAAGCCCAGCACCAACCAGUCCACCACUGAGAAGCCUUUGCAGCCCUGCCAGGAGACACCUCCUGGUUUAGUUGGGCGCCUGCUCAUCGAGUUCAGCUCUCCCAUGAGCAUGGAGCGAGUGCAGCGGGAGAACCCUGACGUGCGCCAAGGCGGCAAGUACAGCCCCCCGGACUGCCUGCCCCGGCAGAAGGUGGCCAUCCUCAUCCCCUUCCGGCACCGCGAGCACCACCUCAAGUACUGGCUGCACUACCUGCACCCCAUCCUGCGCCGGCAGAAGGUGGCUUAUGGUAUCUACAUCAUCAACCAGUUCGGUGAAGACACCUUCAACCGGGCCAAGCUGCUCAACGUGGGAUUCAUGGAGGCGCUCAAGGACGACGAGGAGUAUGACUGCUUCAUUUUCAGCGACGUGGACCUCAUUCCCAUGGACGAUCGCAACCUCUAUCGCUGCUACGAGCAGCCACGGCACUUUGCUGUUGGCAUGGACAAGUUUGGGUUCAGGCUGCCCUAUGCCGGCUACUUUGGUGGUGUCUCUGGGCUGAGCAAGUCCCAGUUCUUGAAGAUCAAUGGCUUUCCCAAUGAGUACUGGGGCUGGGGAGGAGAGGACGAUGACAUCUUUAAUCGCAUCUCCCUGAAUGGCAUGAAGGUGUCGAGGCCCGACAUCCGCAUUGGGAGGUACCGCAUGAUUAAGCAUGAGCGCGACAAACACAACGAGCCCAACCCGCAGAGGUUCACCAAGAUCCAGAACACCAAAAUGACGAUGAAGCGGGAUGGGAUCAGCUCGCUGCAGUACCGGCUGGUGGAGAUCUCCCGCCAGCCCAUGUACACCAACAUCACGGUGGAGAUCGGCAGGCCACCGCCCCGCCUGGCCCGCGGCUAGUGCUCCUGUCACAGGACCCCCUGUGCCUAGGCUGGCUGGGCAUGGUGGGUUUUCUCCCAGCUCAAGAGCCAGGACUGGACAGGGAUGUUUUCUGCCUACUCUGCUGCCUUCUGGAGACGGCUGCCCCCCAGCCGGCCCUUUGGUCCCCAGGAUUUCUCUGUCUCCCCCAUCCCCACGAGUGUGUUUGCAGGACCCCUGCCCCAUACGUGGUGUGUUGGUGGAUGAGCCCGGCUGCCCUAGGAGCAGCUCCUGGCACAGAGGGAGGGGGCAACCCCAGGCCUGGCGAGGAGGCCCCAGUCCAUGCCAGCUCCUGCCUGCACCCUGGGUGGGGAGGGUGAAAUCCCACUGCUCUGUGAGAGCUGGAGGGUCCCCACCAGCGCUGUGAGAAGUGGGGUGCAGGCUUCCCCCUUUACUAGCGCUGGAGCUAUGCUGCCCAGCUGGGGAUAGGAGCAGCCCGGGGCCCCCAGGCAGGCAGGAUCAGGGCAAGGUUGCUGCCCUGGCCAGGCACUGCCCAUGCUGCUGGGCACACAGACGUGGCUUGCUGUCUUCCUCUGCUUUAGUCUGGUGCUUAGAGCCGGGUCUGUCUCAGCUCUGCCAAACAGAGACCUCUGAUUAGCGAAUGCCCCUCGCUGUGCCUCAGUUUCCCCAGGGCUGGGGGGAUGGCAGCUGUAUCCCAUCCCCCUUCCCCAAAGGCAGGUGCUGUGUGUGUGUGCAGCCCCUGCCUGCGCCUGCCCCCCCACCUUUGGUGGGGGAAAUAGGGCUCAUUUGAACCCCCCAGCCCCUCUUGGUGGGGGCUGGUGCAGCCCCCCUCUAGCAGGGAGGGAAUCUUCCCUUUGAGGUCUCCCCUUGUCUGCCUUCCCCCUUCCAGGCCAGGGGCAGGGGUGCUGCAGGCAGGAGAGACUGGGAUGCAGGGCAGGAGCCCUGUGCCCCUCCAUGGGACUGGGAGCCCAGCACCCCUGAUGCUCCAUGAGGGGCUGGGAGCAGUAGGGUUGGGAGCAGGGCAGCUCGCCAGGGCUGGGGGGCACCGGCGACUUUUGUACAUUUGAAUGUCUGACCCUUUUUCAGCGUACAUUGAAUGCAGCGUUCGGUCAUAGAGACCGGGGGUUUUGUAUUUAAUAAAAGUUUGAAAAGUUGGCAGGCUUUGUGGGGAUGGGAGGAAGCACCAUCUGAUGAGGAAGUGGGAUGGUGGAGUAGAGAGGGGAAGUCCUGUCUGCCACCUCCAGCUGCUGGCUGGGAGGCAGAGCCCCUGCCUCACCCUGUCUGCCCUUAGGGGAACCCCCCAGCUCACUCAGCAAUCCAGGGGGGCCUAACAAGGUGCCUACCUAGGCAAAGCCAGCUGCCCUCACUGUGCCAUGGACGUUUGUUGUCCUCCCGUCCAUCUGGGGAUAAUGCCUUCUCCCAUCAGGGAUAAGCCCGUCCUCCAUCCUCCGCCUUACCUUCAGCUGGUUUUGUACAUCCAGGUAAGGCAAAGGAGAAAGCACCAGGACCUAGCUGGCUGUUGAGUGCCAAUACCUGGCAUCAGAGGUGAAAAAUGCUGCACUCAGUAAGCGUGGGCCCCCACUCUUCAACCCCUCCCUCCCUCCACAUGGCUCCCAAAAAAGGCCACAGCAGGACACAGCCUCAGGAAUAUAAAUCUCAUUAAAAUCUAGGAUACUUUAGAACUCUACACCAGGAGAGACACUGGCACGGGCAGUGCUGCCCAGAGACACUGGCACAGGCAGCGCUACCCAGGGACGCGCGCGCGUUAUUGCUAACAAUUAGAGGUGAAGAGUAGCGGCGUGACUCGAGGGGCAGGGCACGGGCACCAUGCGGGAACCGGCGCCCCUCGCCGCGGCACGACGGGGGCUCGGGACGGGGAGCUGGAACAUCCUGCUGGGGCUCACUGCCCGCCGCCGCCCGCCACCGUGCCAAGCUGUGCCAUGUCCCUGUGCCGGCCUCGGGGCUGCAACAUAGGGAGAACAGGGUCUGGCUGUGGGAGGGAGCAAGUGGGG
Messenger RNA from Ficedula albicollis (Collared flycatcher), 3773 nucleotides. RefSeq names its product beta-1,4-galactosyltransferase 2 (gene B4GALT2). Bases 661 to 1782 code for a protein of 373 amino acids. Lineage: Eukaryota; Metazoa; Chordata; Aves; Passeriformes; Muscicapidae. Gene Ontology annotation, molecular function: glycosyltransferase activity. The record is from RefSeq and is a predicted model, not a curated record. The transcript is spliced from 8 exons. Gene Ontology annotation, biological process: carbohydrate metabolic process.